This is a messenger RNA of Perca fluviatilis (European perch), 3006 nucleotides long. RefSeq lists its product as uncharacterized. The record is from RefSeq and is a predicted model, not a curated record. Bases 47 to 2326 code for a protein of 759 amino acids. Gene Ontology annotation, molecular function: interleukin-17 receptor activity. NCBI's taxonomy places the organism in Eukaryota, Metazoa, Chordata, Actinopteri, Perciformes, Percidae. The transcript has 16 exons.
GGUGCUGAACAAGCCACACUCGUUUCUCCGAUGAACUAUCACUGCCAUGCUAUGCUGCUGGGUGGAUCUCAGGAUAGCGUGCUCUACGUUUUGUGUUUCGGAGUGUAGCCGUGGAGCAGCAGACAGGAGAGAGACUCCCAGUGCCAGGCGCAGAGGCGCUCUCCAAGAAAUGGCUCUCACGCUCCAUCGGGUGCCACAUGUUUCUCUCCCGCUGCUGUCACUGCUGCGCCUCUGGCUCUUCAUGUCCGCAAGAGCGCUGCAGAUGAUUGACCAUGACGCACCUGAACUCAUCUGUAGCGAGGGUUUGACUGACUGCUACAUGAGCUCAGUCCCUCCGUACCCUGAUGAUUCAGAUGAUACAGUGGUUGUUACACAUGUGCAGCUUGAAGUGAUUCUGUGCUGUUCAGCCACACAUGACAACUGUGAACCUUGCCUGCAAAUCAACAUCACAGUCCAAGAAGUGGAUAAUGCAAUGGAGGUUUCUGAGGAAUCUGGUGACCAUACUGAUGAAGAGGAGUUCACUGAGCCAAAAGCUUGGGUGAAAAUGUGUGUCAGCUCCCCAGACUUUCUUUGGAAUUAUUGCAAGAAACUCCAGUUUAGAUCAAGCUUCUCCGGUUCUGACCAGAAUUCUUCUCAACAGCCCACACAUAAGCUGCUGUUGACAGAAAAAGUGUCAUUUGGCAGUCCUGUUGUGGUUGAGGUCUAUUCAAAGAGAACAUACAACAUUCAAAAUAUCACAAUCCCAUCUUCAGAAGAAGUUUGCUCCAUGAACCUAAAAGGGACAGUAAAGGAAUGUGCUCCCAGACUCCGAUCUGUGACUGAUCAUGAGAGAAAUGUGGUCCUCGUCCAACUGGAAAACAACGAUACCAGAGAAGACGAGCUCAUGUGGAGGAUGGUUUGGAAUGACAUAUCUGGAGAGGGUCAUCCGUGGCCCAAAGGCAGGAGAGAAAUGGCCAUUUCGUUAAACUUUGUUGCACCAUGCCUGUGCUUCCAGGUAUGGCGAAAGGGAAAGACGCUUCGUGGGGAAUUCUGCCCUUUCAAAAAUGAAAAAUAUGCACUGGAAAGAAUGCAGCACAACGUGUCUGUGUCUGUGAAGGAGUCUCCGAUGAGGGAGGAUGACGUAGGGCUGAUCUGGAAUGUGACUGCCCCCUGCAGGCUGGAGGCAGAGGUGAGGCUGUGCAAGAAAGACCUGGCAGGAGGCCAGUGUGAAGAGGUGACGGGCUCCAGACAGAUACUCCACAAACAUGCUGGCUGGAUUGCAACACGCAGUGGACAUUGGAAAACAGGAGAGUUCAAUGGGUCGUCACAUCCUCUGAUUUGUGUUCAGAUAAAGCUACAUGGGAUGGAGUUAUACUUAGAGCCCCAGUGUCCAUUUGCAACACCUCGAUGGAGAUGGAGCCUGCCAUUCCUCAUUGGACUACUACUGAUGUGUUUGGCCAUAAUAGGAGCCUAUCUUAUACAAGGGGUCCUUAAAGGCUACAUGUGGAGAUGGUUGAAAGAAGAUGAUGUUAAAGGAGCUGUGGGUGGUGGUCAUGUUGUGUUGCUGUAUCCAUCUGAUGACAACCAGGCUUUGCCAGAGCUGAUGAAUUACCUGGGCUCGUCCCUCCAAGGCCUCGGCUUCAGUGUGUCUCUUGACCUGUGGAGCCAGGCCGAGCUUAGUGUACUGGGCCCCGUGCCAUGGCUCCACUCAAGACUGAACCGACUGCAAAAGCAGGGGGGCAAAGUGGUGUUGGUCCUAACCCAGGCUGCCUGGAUAAGGGCUGAAGAAUGGGGAGCCCGGAGCUGGGAAAGAAACACUCCCAAGGAGAGGAACAGGGUCAUGGAGGAAGAGGAGGCAGAAAGACUCUACACUGCUUCUUCUCCCUGUGUAGAUGUUUUUACUGCUUCAUUGAGCUGUGUUCUAGCAGACUAUUUACAGGGCCGCGCUGGUGAGCGGUUUAUGUUGGUGCAGUUUGAAUCACUUCCACCUGAGCCUCCGGGUGGUUUCCGGCCGCUGCCAGAACUUUUCCGCGGCCUUCAUGUCUACAGCCUCCCGUCCCAGAGCCUGGGUUUUCUGACUGAACUGGCUGGGUCUCGGCAAAUGGCUACCGCAUCAGCCAGACGGAAAAGAGCAGGGGGGCUCAGACUGGCAUCCCGAGCUCUGGCACGAGGGCUGUCAGGGUUUACAGCAGGGACAACUUUAUUACGCCUUGCAGGAGUGUCCCAGAGUUGUGUUGGGGUAGGAGUAGAAGACUCUGGGGAAACGGUGCCCUUGCAGCCUUGUAUUAUCACACCUCCCUCCAGCCCUGACUCAAACCCCAAGGUCAGUGAAAUGGAAUGGGUUUAACAGCAGGAGAGGAUGACACAAGACCAAGCUUAAGUUUUGGGAUGAACAGCCAGUAUUGAGUUGAAGUGACACUCUGGGAGAUGUUCAGAUACAUCCAUAUCAGUUUGCAGCUUUUGAAUUUGCUGAUCUAAACAUUUAGCGACUAGUGGCUGUUGAAACAGGGGUGACGUGUUUUGCGAGUGGAAAGAGUAUUUCCUUCAUUAAAAAAAAAACUGGGUUGUUAUAGCUUGAGCUCUUGCUGCUCCAUAUAAAUAAAAGUGCACAACGUUAAAACCUCACACUACUUAAGUAAGUUCAAGGAAAAAUACAUCAGUUGAUUGGCUACGCAGUUUGGUCACUUCACAGUGGCCUGUGAUGAAUAUAUUUCAUAAACAUACCAAAAUUACACUUAAAUGCAAGAAUCUCAAUGAAGCAAAUUGCUCCAUUGUGUUUUUCUUGACAUCAUUUUUCAGUCUUAAACUAACUUACUGUGUGUUUGACAUAUUUACUAGUAUUCGACAUUCUGCAUGCACUUAUAGGCUAUUGCAUAUGAAAGCCUUGACUUGAAGAAUUGUUUUUUAACAGCUAUUUCCAUUCUCUUUAAACAUAUUCAAUUGCUUUAUUCAUGCGUGGUGAGUCUAUUUUAUACUAUGUUUUGUCCUACUGUAAGUGUGAUUUGAAUAAAGAAUCUGUCUGAAUAA